This is a messenger RNA of Dermacentor albipictus, 1305 nucleotides long. RefSeq lists its product as uncharacterized. The record is from RefSeq and is a predicted model, not a curated record. Gene Ontology annotation, molecular function: serine-type endopeptidase inhibitor activity. NCBI's taxonomy places the organism in Eukaryota, Metazoa, Arthropoda, Arachnida, Ixodida, Ixodidae.
UUCACCGGUUUCGUGGUCCUCAAUAGCUGUGUGCUUGUGCUUCGCGAUGGUUCACCCGUUACACGACUCGCACCGCUCGGACAUUGUGUAGUAGUGCACGAAUACCCCAAGAACAAGCCCUGCAAGGUUCUUAAGGGUGCCUAAAGACAACAGGUUAUCGCUGGGAGAUGCCCAGGCGCAGGUGACAGGAGGUGUCAGGGCGACCCCAGCCGGAAGAAACCUCGGAAGACAAACUUUCGUCCUCCCAGGAAUGGUUGCCGAGAAGGAAGCAGACACCCGGAGGUAAAAGUGCCCCUGUGGCCCCUUCGAGAACAGGCAUCUGGACCUGGAGGAGAGCUCAAAGGUUAUCGUGCUCCUGGUCUCUGCGGUGGCGGUGCUCGGAUGCGCGCUUGCGCUGAAUCUGGUGCACAUGAACGGGACCCCGGCGUUCACGGCCGAGACGACGAGCACGGAGCCGCAGGAGGAGGAUUACCUGUCGAUGCCGGCGGCCGCCGCGCCGCCGGUGCAAGCGGCGCCAGCAGUGGAGCGGGCCCCGCCGGCCGAGUCGGCGGCACCUUCGCGGCCUGCGGGCGCGAUGCCAGCCACCGUCGCGGAAAGCGGAGAGCCCGCGGACAUCGGCACCUACACGCAGCUUGCGGCCAGCGAAGAUGACAGCGGCAACGACACGUUGGCGACGGCCCUCAAACAGCGGCAGAUGGAGCCCCGCUGCCUGGAUCCCGUCCACAUGACGCCGUGCUCCGGGAAGACGAGCCGGUGGCCGACGUUCUUCUUCGACGGCCGCCGCUGCUUGACGCCUGUGAGCGUGCCGCCGCCUGGGUGCCUGGAGGGCCCCAACCGCUUCCGCUCGCUGGGCCACUGCCGCGGCGCUUGCCAGGGUCAGGGCGCUCGCGCCGAGUGCCGGGAGCCGGCGCGGCUGGUGCCCUGCAGCCGAGAGCACGUCAAGCGGCGCUGGUUCUACCCGGCCAACGGCAGCUGCGUCGAGUGGGGCUUCCCGGAGGGCAGCUGCGUCAACAUUGGGCUGCGCCUCUUCCAGAGCAUGCAGCAGUGCCUGCUCGACUGCGUGCAGCACAACGCGCCCGGCUGCCGGGAGUACCCCGUAGGCCAGCGAUGCGGCGAGUACCAGGUCAACUUCCCGGUAUUCUCUGCCGUGAACAAGAACGGACAUUUCGAGUGCCUGACGGUGGACCCAGCGGAAAAGCUCUGUCUGCUAGGUUCCAACAUGUUCCACAGCUACCGGACAUGCGCCCGCGCUUGCCUCAUUUCGUGAUAAAGCUUUCUUUUUCGAAUUUCGUCAGUAACAGUGAA